AUGAAGUUGACCAAGAAGUUUUCCAUUCUGGCGUGGCUGGAGCUCGUCUUUGUUAUUACAUGGAUUGUGGUUUCGGCGCUGGCUGUUGGGUCGAAUAAAUAUUUCUUUAUUCCAGAAUUCUUCGCCCCACAACUUGGCUUCGCCGUGGUCCUCCUUGCUGUCCCAAUCUCCGGUCUCCGCGCUUCUCGGCAAAAAAGUGCUGAUGCUGCCUUUUGGCACGCUUUCUUGAGCUGCUCAGGUACUUGUGUUACCGCUACUUCCUGCGUUCUUGCUGCUUAUGGUCUUGCUAUUGGAGUUCAGAUGGAGAAGUUCUACAGCGCUCAGAACAACCCUGUCACUUUCUUUGAUACCUGGGAUAGUUACUGCUCAUGGAUUCUUGCUGCCCCCGCUCUCUGCUUUGUUUGCUCCGUUAUUAUGACGAUCUUGCCAAAGGGUUGA
Molecule: messenger RNA, 438 nt
Organism: Oikopleura dioica
Lineage: Eukaryota; Metazoa; Chordata; Appendicularia; Copelata; Oikopleuridae
Source: the annotation of a GenBank genome assembly